UUUUCCGCAACGAGGAUUGACUGUGGCUAUGCCACGUGGCAUUGAGCCUGCAGAAGGGAAAAAAGAACAUCCAUUUGAAUUGGAUAACUUGAAUUCGGAGUGUUAAUUAAUGGCAAUAAUGGCUGCUCUUGCACUGCAGCAGCAUUUGUUCAAAUUUUCAAAACGUAAUUCAUGGGUUCCUCAAAGGAACUAUUUGAAACCCAUAAAGAUUAGUAAAGUUAGAUUGAUUUCUUGUUCAUCUUCUGAGACGACAUCAACAAACACUGCAGAGUCUUGUGUUAACUUGGGUCUAUCUCUCUUUUCUAAAGGAAGAGUAAAGGACGCCCUUUCUCAGUUUGAGACAGCACUUACUUUAGAUCCAACCCCAAUAGAAUGUCAAGCUGCACUAUAUAACAAAGCCUGCUGCCAUGCGUAUCGAGGGGAAGGAAAGAAAGCAGCAGAAUGUUUGAGAACUUGUUUAAGGGAAUAUGAACUCAAAUUUGGAACGAUUCUCAAUGAUCCAGAUUUGGCAUCCUUCAGAGCUUUGCCUGAAUUCAAAGAAUUGCAAGAAGAGGCUAGGCUAGGUGGGGAGGACAUUGGAUAUAGUUUCAGGAGAGAUCUUAAGCUCAUCAGUGAAGUUCAAGCACCAUUUCGUGGGGUCAGGAAAUUCUUUUACGUGGCCUUUGCUGCAGCUGCUGGAAUUUCAACCUUCUUUACUGUACCUAGGCUUAUUCGUGCAAUUCAAGGUGGUGAUGGUGCUCCUGAUCUCUUGGAAACUGCCGGAAAUGGUGCCAUAAAUAUUGGAGGUUUCGCUAUACUGGUGGCAUUAUUUAUAUGGGAUAGCAAGAAGGAAGAGGAGCAGCUUGCGCAAAUAACUCGUGAUGAAACUCUAUCAAGAUUGCCUUUGCGUCUUUCAACCAGUCGGAUUGUUGAACUCAUGCAGCUGCGAGACAACGCUAGGCCGGUUAUCCUGGCUGGGAAAAAGGAGACCGUUUCUCUUGCCAUUCAAAGGGCCGAACGUUUCAGAAUGGAACUCCUUAAACGAGGAGUGAUUUUGGUCCCUGUCAUAUUUGGAGAAGGUAAAAAGCCGCAAAUCGAAAAGAAAGGCUUUGGUGGUUCUGCAAAGGCUUCUACAUCUCUUCCUUCUAUUGGGGAUGAUUUUGAGAGUCGAGCUCAGUCAAUAUCUGCCAAGUCACGGUUGAAAGCAGAAGUCAGGUUCAAGGCUGAGGUUGUCUCGCCCACUGAAUGGGAAAGGUGGAUUCGUGAUCAACAAAAGUCUGAAGGUGUUACACCUGGUGAAGAUGUGUAUAUAAUAUUACGGUUAGAUGGUCGUGUUCGAAGAUCAGGAAGGGGCAUGCCUGAUUGGGAACAAAUUGUGAAUGAACUGCCUCAAAUGGAUGCAUUACUUAGCAAGCUUGAAAAAUAAAAAUAUUUCAAAAAAGCUCUAAAGAUGAAAAGUGAAGUUAUGUUUCAUUACUUACACAUUGAAUUAGGGAACUAGAUCGAUGACUCGAUGUCCUUGUAAAAUUGUUGUUAUAUUUUGUAAACUGGGGUCUUUUUUUUUCUUCCCGUACAUUGCUAGCUUUCUUAGCAUAUUAUCUUAUAAUUUGAGACCAGAUUUAAAUGAAGAGAAAACUACAUGUGAGAUGUUUUAGACAAGUUUAUUGGUUGUUAGGAUUUUCGAGUUCAGACAAUUUAGACUUCAAUGAUAUGCAAAUGAAAUUAACAUUGAAUCA
Molecule: messenger RNA, 1715 nt
Organism: Papaver somniferum (opium poppy)
Lineage: Eukaryota; Viridiplantae; Streptophyta; Magnoliopsida; Ranunculales; Papaveraceae
Product: protein LOW PSII ACCUMULATION 1, chloroplastic-like
Exons: 9
Coding region: 110-1405 (431 amino acids)
Biological process (GO): photosystem II oxygen evolving complex assembly
Cellular component (GO): chloroplast
Molecular function (GO): protein binding
Source: RefSeq, a predicted model, not a curated record